Messenger RNA from Staurois parvus, 325 nucleotides. The record is from the annotation of a GenBank genome assembly. NCBI's taxonomy places the organism in Eukaryota, Metazoa, Chordata, Amphibia, Anura, Ranidae.
CAGGGGCGGACUGGUAACUCAUGGGGCCCCCGGGCAAUAGGGGAUCAUGGGGCCCCUGUGUCCUUGCCCACACUGAAAAAAGCCUAUAAAAAAGGUACCAGGGGCAUCUCAUGGGGCCCCCUACUGACCCCGGGCCCUUGGGCAGUGCCCGAGUUUCCAAAUGGUCAGUCCGCCCCUGCUACCUACAUUGUCUCUAUGUGCAGGGAAAACCAAUUCUGGAUCUCAGCCAAAAGUCUGUAUUCUGACCACCGGAGUCCUUCUUUAAGCUGAUCCUGUUCAUACUGUACCUCUGUGUAAAUAUUUAAUUUUAUUUUAUUUAUUUCAG